UUGCUAUAAAUGUGUCAUAGUCUAGUCAUCUCAGAAAGCCUCCAGGAAGAACUCCAUUUCUCAGAGACUAGCAACACAACAACACCUGAGUGAACCAUGAAGUUCUGUACCUUCAUGAUAUUGUUUUCCCUGGUCCUGUGUGCCACUGCUGACAACUGGUUCUCUGAUGCUGGAAGAUUCAUAGCAGAUGCUUUUCAAGGUGCUAGGGAUAUGUACCAAGCAUACAGUGAUAUGCGUGAGGCAAAUUGGAAAGAUUCAGAUAAAUAUUUCCAUGCUCGUGGGAAUUACGAUGCUGCUAAAAGAGGUCCUGGUGGUGCUUGGGCAGCGGAAGUUAUCAGCACCAUGAAGUUCUUCACCUGCAUCUUCUUGUUAUCCCUGGUCCUAUGUGUCACCAGUGACAACUGGGCUCGGAGGGCUGGGAAAUUUAUGAAGGAUGCCUUUGGAGGUGCUAAGGAUAUGGCCAGAGCAUACACGGACAUGCGUGAGGCCAACUGGAAACAUUCAGAUAAAUAUUUCCAUGCACGGGGAAAUCGUGAUGCUGCACAGAGAGGACCUGGUGGUGCUUGGGCAGCAAAAGUUAUAAGUGAUGCCAGGGAUUUUUACAAGCGUAUGAGGGGCAGAGAUGAAGCUGACAGACAUGCUGAUCAGGAAGCGAAUAGAUGGGGCAGAGGCGGAGGAGACCCCAACCGCUAUAGACCAAAGAACCUCCCUGAAAAAUACUAAUGCAGCUUGUGAAACAUUUUGGCAUUUCUAUUUUCUUUCUGCUUUGCAAGGUUGUAACAAGUACAAUUCAUGACAUGCUUUCAGUGAAAUAGCAACCUUCACAGUCAUAAUGGAAAGGAAAAAAUAUAGAUUCAUAGAUUGUAGAGUUGGAAGGGACCACAAUGGAUCAUCGUGUCUGACCCCCUGCCCCUGGCAGGAGAGAGGACCGAGGUCAGAUGACCCCAGCCAGGUUACAAGCUGUUGGGGUGCAGAGAAAAGCCAGUUGCUAACUGCUCAAGAUUUGUAAGUAUGCAUUAUUAUUUACUGAAUAAACAUGUAG
Molecule: messenger RNA, 1042 nt
Organism: Alligator mississippiensis (American alligator)
Lineage: Eukaryota; Metazoa; Chordata; Crocodylia; Alligatoridae
Product: serum amyloid A-5 protein
Exons: 6
Coding region: 97-723 (208 amino acids)
Cellular component (GO): extracellular region
Source: RefSeq, a predicted model, not a curated record